Molecule: messenger RNA, 264 nt
Organism: Purpureocillium lilacinum
Lineage: Eukaryota; Fungi; Ascomycota; Sordariomycetes; Hypocreales; Ophiocordycipitaceae
Source: RefSeq, a predicted model, not a curated record
AUGGAUGCCUGGGGCCUACGAGGACGAGGAAUGCGUUCUGUCGUCAUUGCGCCGGCUGGUCCAAACCCCCCCUGUCCUUGGCCCUCCCUCCCUUCCCAUCCUUGUCGAGUUUUUUGUCGAGUUCGUCAAAAUGUGUCCCUUUCGCUCCCUGUCUCAGUGCCACAUGCAAACGCGGUGGGCUGGACGACGGAUGCGCGAUGGAUGUUUCCGUUGCUCGUCGCCCUCGUACGAGACAUACUCGCUCGUCCCCCCAGAUGUUGGUAG